AAUUUGUUUGGGUCCAUAUUAAAAGAUUCAUUUGUUCAACCUUGGCCCGCGGCUUUAUUCAAUUUAAAAUUUUGGCCCACUGUGUAUUUGAGUUUGACACCCCUGCUCUAGUGAUUUGGUGUGGUUGUAUCUUCCCAGAAUGCCUUGCGUUGUAGUCUACUUCCUGCUUUAGGAGCAGUCUCUGGUCCACUUGUGUCCACAUAUGCAUUGGAACUGAGCCAGAGUUCAUUUCAAAUGAACUACGUUCUCUUAUUUGGUCCACAUCAGACUUUCUUGGCAAACGAACUAGAGUUUGAUUAAAGCGGAUUAAACAGGUGUGAAUGUUGUGACUCCAGCCAUGAAGGACUGACUAUAGAAGGUCGGUGAGAGAGCUUUUAAUCCCUCAAUUCUCUGCAUUAACACAGUUUCAGUUUCAACAGGAAGAGUUUCACAGCAUGAAUGUGACACCAGCUUAAUAAAACCUGCAUCCUAAAACACACUCACCCUCUUUUUUCCCUCUAGUUGGUCAUGAGAACGGCGCGAAACUGAAACUAUUUUUCACUUUUGAAGUUUCAAACAUUAUGAUUCAACUUAAGAAAAACAGCAACAAAUAAAGUUUAUGAUAUCAAUAAUCAGUAUUUAAAGAUAUCAUGAGAAAAUCUAAAAGAUUCUUACUUAAUAAAUAAUCAAAAUAAUACAAUCGGUACAAAGAAACCUUUGACACAUAAUAACCGGCAUUCUGACAAAACUCUUCUUGUGCAUAAAAACUGUGAUAGUCGUAAAAAACAUUUAAACUACAUAAGUUACUGGACGCCACCUGCAUGGAAACAGUCUAUUACAACUAGAUCUAUAAGGCCCAACAAGGACAUUUUUGGGCCAGUUGCUUUUCCAGUUGAAACAUAAAAUCUGUGGUUUUCAUGUGCAUUGUAUUGCCAUCAAAGUACUACUUAAAAAGAUUCAAGUCUCAAAGAGAAACAAGGUAGACAAAUAAGAUUUACUCUAGCUUUCGCCACACCUUAAGAUUUGGCAAUCAUCCAAAGCUGACGUAAUGCAGAGAUUCAACUUUCCUCUCACUGAACGUCAGCAAAGAACACACCUCUUUCCCUCGAAUUAGAGGUGUGUCUACAGCUACCUUUGCAGCUGUUACUUUUUCUCUUACUAGCAGCUCUACAGGGCUCAGCCUGUUAUCUUGCAUUAUUCAGUAUAAAGAGCAGUGAGUUAGAGUUUGUUUAGUUAAUCAGUAUCUUUAAGGUGCAGCUCAUAAAAACCAGGCUGUGUCUGGUUUUCUACAGUCACACAGCCACCAUGGAGCUGCGUCUCUCUGUCUGCGUCCUGCUGCUGCUUUGUGCAACAAGAAUCUCAAAUGGAGGGAAGAUCUUGGUGUGGUACACUGAGGCCAGCCACUGGAUCAACAUGAAGCCGGUACUGGAGACACUGGUGGACAGAGGACACCAGGUGACGGUCCUGAUCCCGAGCGCGUCGAUGUUCAUGAACAGCAGCGAACCGUCUCGCUUCCAGUACGAACCUUUUAACGUCGACGUCACAGUAAAAGAUUUAGAAAACCUUUUUGAAGAUGUUAUUCAAUUCUCCUUGUAUGAGAUGGAUUUCAUGAGCCCCUAUGAGAUUUCUGUAAAAUUUUUUGAUUUAAUGAAGAAUAACAUAAAUGUUUCUUUAAAGUUUUUGGAUGGCGUUGUGAAAUCAGAAACCAUCAUGAAGAAGCUGAAGGAGGGAAACUACGAUGUGUUAUUUGCUGAUCCGAUCUACCCUGGCUAUGACCUGACUGCCGAUAUUUUGGGCAUUCCUCUCGUUCUUUCUUUGCGUUUCUCCAUUGCUCAUAAUCUUGAGAGGAUGUGUGGUCAGCUACCUGCUCCUCCUUCCUUUGUCCCCGCUGCUAUGAGCAAACUCACAGACAAGAUGGACUUCUCAGAGAGACUCUCCAAUGUCCUCUUCUACACUUCGCAGGACAUUUUAAUAAGACAGUUCAUGUGGAAAUUGAUUGACGAAUAUUACUCUGAAAUCAAAGGAACACCCACCAGUGCCUGCGAGCUCGUGGGUAAGGCGGAUAUCUGGCUGCUGAGAACCUACUGGGAUUUUGAUUUUCCUCGUCCACUCCUCCCCAACUUUAAAUUUGUUGGAGGGAUCCACUGCAGACCAGCUAAACCUUUACCAGAGGAACUGGAAAAGUUUGUCCAGAGCUCUGGAGAUGCUGGUAUUGUUGUCUUCUCUUUAGGAUCGAUGGUCAAGAACGUAUCCACGGAAAAGGCAAACCUGAUCGCCUCGGCGCUCGCUCAGCUUCCACAAAAGGUGCUGUGGAGAUACAGUGGCCAGAAACCCCAGACUCUGGGUUCAAACACCAGAAUAUACAACUGGAUCCCACAAAACGAUCUGCUGGGUCAUCCUAAAACCAGAGUUUUCAUCACUCAUGGUGGGACAAACGGGAUCUAUGAGGCCAUCUACCACGGCGUUCCCAUGGUGGGAAUCCCCAUGUUCGGUGACCAACCAGACAACAUGGUGCACAUAGAGGCCAAAGGAGCUGCAGUUAGUGUUAAAUUUAACUUUAUGACAACUGAGAGCCUCAGAGACGCCAUAAACAUGGUCAUCAACAACAAAUCCUACAAAGAAAACGUGAUGCGACUGUCCAGAAUCCACCAUGACAGACCCAUGAGUCCUCUGGACGAGGCCGUCUUCUGGAUCGAGUUCACCAUGAGAAACAAAGGAGCCAAACACCUGAGGGUCCAGGCCCAUGAACUCACCUGGUACCAGUACCACAGCCUGGACGUACUAGCCUUCCUCCUCAUUAUAGAUCUGCUCCUCAUCUUCAUCCUCUUCAAGAGCUGCAGCUUCUGUUUUAAGAGAUGCUGCAGCAGAAAACAGACAAAGAGAAAAGCUGAGUAACAGACUGAAGUGAGAUCUACUGCUCAGGUGCUUUUCACACAGAAUAAGAAUCUAUUUUGUGGUUUUAAAGUGUACACAUUUAAACAAUAGCAAAAAAUAAUCAGGACUGAAGAGAAAUUAGUGUUGAUUAUUAUUUUUUAGUAGUUUUGUAUUUAGCUUCUUAUUCCAUUUCUCAAAUUCUGAGCAACUUUCCAGGUCCUGCUGAAAAAAUGACCAAACUAUGACACUGCCACUACCAUGCUUCAAUGUGGCACCACUGUGAAAAAUCUAGAAUGCCUCUGACAGAAAACCGAUUUAUGGACUGGCUUCUUUUAAGAAAAAGCCAGUCCAUAAAUCGGUUUUCUUAACCGCGCUUAAAACCAUGAACUAUUUUCCCAAUCACAUUUUCACUCUGUCAUACUAAAUCAUGUAUUAAAUGCUUCUUUUCUUUUCAAUUUAUGUAUAAAAUGGUAUUACUAUUAUUAGUAAACUGAACCCAUGUUUUUAGUGUGCUUUGCUUUCGUUCUGUAGUGUACAAACAAAGCUUCAGCAAAGCUGUAAAAAUGACUGCAUUUAUUAACAUUUCAGACACUUCUAUUAAUAAUCAGAUUAAAAUUUUUUAUGCUCAUUUCCAUUGCUGCUUUAGCUCAGAAAAAUUAAUCAUAUUAUUCAAAGUCAGUCAUAAAAAUAUUGCGUAAACUCUCAGUUUAUUUGUGGUAAUUAUUUAGUUUUUUGUUUUCAUGUCUACUAAUGUUAGAUUAUUGAGAGGCGUCAUGUUGGACUGAACAGCCAAUCAGAGCUGGACUAGUGAGUAAAACUUGAGAUCUAAAAGUUUUUGAUAACUCAGGGGUAAAGCACAACCCAAACAUGGAGGCCUUAGUUCUCGACGCGGCCGCCACAGGUUCCAUUCGCAGCCAGAUGACCUUUGCCCCUUGUCUUCCCGCUCUCUCAUUACCCACUUUCCUGUCUAACCACUUUCAAAUAAAAGCCACUAAAGUCAAUAAAGCCUAUAAAAAAAAGCUGGCUUCCUGUUAAGCGCAAUGGUCUGUGGUGGAAAUGUUUUAUUAUAGGGUAAUAUAGUUUGACUUUAUUAGCCUGAUAGUUGUUAUGAUGUUUUGCUUUCCCAGUGGGUAAUUUGUCAGAGCAAACUCACUGAAGGGGUUUUGCUGAAUGACCUUUAGUAAAGCAAAAACACAUCAUUUUCAGUAUUGAUUUUGUUCAACCUUUUACUGUCCCUAAAAAUCUCUCUUAUCGGCCUCCUAGUAGAGUUAGUUUUAGUUACCUGCACAUGGUUAACUGUUUUGUAAACUGUCAAAUCCUGCUUAUGGUAUAAAUAAAUCUGACUGAGGAAUUUUCAUCCAA
This is a messenger RNA of Xiphophorus couchianus (Monterrey platyfish), 4215 nucleotides long. RefSeq names its product UDP-glucuronosyltransferase 2C1-like. The coding region runs from base 1285 to 2874 and encodes 529 amino acids. The record is from RefSeq and is a predicted model, not a curated record. Lineage: Eukaryota; Metazoa; Chordata; Actinopteri; Cyprinodontiformes; Poeciliidae. The transcript is spliced from 6 exons. Gene Ontology annotation, molecular function: glucuronosyltransferase activity.